ACAAAAACAGUGCUGAAAUUUGAAUACAACCCAAUGAGAAUGAGGGAUUGUGGGCCACCGAGCGCCCUCUGGAGGAAUAAUCGUUCAUACCUCAUAGGACACAGUUAUUAGCUAGUAACAUUUGCCGCCCAAUGCUAACAACAAUGGAGGAGAGGUUAAUAGCAGCGGUGUCCGACUAUCCCGAGUUAUACAAUUCUACAAUAAAUUCAUAUAAAGACGCUGCUAGAAAAGCCAAAGCAUGGAGAGCCGUGAGUCUACAAGUUGAAAUACCAGAAGAGGACUGUCGCAGGAGAUGGAAGAGCUUACGGGACAUGUUCAUUAAAGACAAACGCGCAGAGCAGCGCAGGCGAGCGUCAGGAACGUCCCAUCGCAGCUGGAAGUACAGUUGGCAGAUGUCGUUUCUCACGCCUUUCAUUCAGUCCAGAUCGCUGGCCGCAGACGAGCCCGAGGAAGACCGAGAUGAGGAGGACAAGGAAGAGGAGAGGACAGCGGACGGAAACUCAUCGUUUGGCGUCCAGGACUUUGAGGGGGAUCAUGGGAUGUUGGACGCAUCCUCGCACUACUCUGCGUCGGGCUCGCAGGGACCGGGCCGCAAGAGAAAAUGGCAGAUGGAGGCCAAUGAGGACUUGGAGGACGAGAUGUUCUUGUUUAGUUUACUGCCGUAUCUGAGACGGCUGCCUUACGCUAAGAAGAGCGCAGUCAAGUUAAAAAUCCACCAGCUGUUGUAUGAGGCAGAGUUUAAGUGAUGUAGUUUCUUAAUAUUUUUCUAUCUUUUAUUGAUAUUGAAAUUCUAUCCACUGCAUUUUUUUAACAUUCAUAACAUAUUGUAUCAAUGCUGGUAGAUGUUUGUUUCAUCAGAAAUCAGUGAUUAAACAGACAUGUGCACUCUGA
Messenger RNA from Ctenopharyngodon idella (grass carp), 891 nucleotides. RefSeq lists its product as uncharacterized. The coding region runs from base 132 to 746 and encodes 204 amino acids. Lineage: Eukaryota; Metazoa; Chordata; Actinopteri; Cypriniformes; Xenocyprididae. The transcript has 2 exons. The record is from RefSeq and is a predicted model, not a curated record. Gene Ontology annotation, cellular component: transcription regulator complex; nucleus. Gene Ontology annotation, biological process: regulation of transcription by RNA polymerase II. Gene Ontology annotation, molecular function: DNA binding.